Molecule: messenger RNA, 935 nt
Organism: Sorghum bicolor (sorghum)
Lineage: Eukaryota; Viridiplantae; Streptophyta; Magnoliopsida; Poales; Poaceae
Product: protein BUD31 homolog 1
Exons: 4
Coding region: 269-706 (145 amino acids)
Biological process (GO): mRNA splicing, via spliceosome
Cellular component (GO): spliceosomal complex; nucleus
Source: RefSeq, a predicted model, not a curated record
GAUCACAGACACCGCCUUUUCCCCUACUCUCCCCUUCUUCCCCUUUCCCUGACCUCCAGCCUCUAGGCCGAUCACAGACAGACACCGCCUUCUUCCGAUUGCGUUUGGCAAAAGCGGGGGAAAAAAAAAAAGUCGGCGCGUGCCCUGCCUCUCCCUCCUCGUCGUCAAGUCGUCACCCACCUCCUCUCAUAUUGUGGUCUGGUGUGGAUUGGAGAUCUGCUCGGACUUGGACUGAGUUCCCCUUCCGUUGGACAUUCAUUGAGGCAGCAUGCCUAAGAUAAAAACAAGCCGUGUCAAGUAUCCUGAAGGAUGGGAGCUUAUUGAACCAACAAUCCGUGAGUUGGAUGCCAAAAUGAGAGAAGCUGAAAAUGAUCCACAUGAUGGGAAGAGAAAGUGUGAAGCUCUCUGGCCUAUUUUCCGUAUUUCUCAUCAAAGGAGCCGCUACAUAUAUGACCUUUACUACAGAAGGAAGGAGAUAUCACAGGAGCUUUAUGAGUUUUGCCUCGACCAGGGUUAUGCAGACCGUAACCUGAUUGCAAAGUGGAAAAAGCCAGGUUACGAGCGCCUUUGCUGCCUUCGGUGCAUACAGACACGUGACCACAACUUUGCAACGACCUGUGUCUGCCGGGUCCCCAAGCAUCUGAGGGAGGAGCAGGUGAUAGAAUGUGUCCAUUGCGGCUGCAGGGGUUGUGCCAGCGGUGACUAAUCUUGUCAUCAUGUUGUUGGGCUCACGAACUCAUCAUCGCAACCUAACCACAUGAGAUGUCCCGUGAGCAUGGAUUGGCUGCGGUGAUUAGCAUGAAUGUAUUGUGGUAACUAGUGGCGAAGACUAAAUUUCCUGACGUUUGGAUGUUUCCAACUGUUAUGUACUAUGACGAUUUCUCAUGCAACAAAUGCUUAUGUUAAGUUAAAUUAGUUAGCGCUUUUGCAUUUUA